ACAAGAUUAGAUCCAAGAGUUGUAUUUCCUGAAUGAACUAUUCAAGCUUAUGUAGUGCUUUUACUGAGUUUUUCCACUAGGCGGCGUGUUUGCACAAGUUUCCUAAGGUGCUUAUCAAUAACUACUAAAACAUGAGAUAAGACCCCCAAAUCAGUACAUUACAACAGCGUUAGGCCUUUAUUUAUCUUACAUCUUAUACCCAUUACUAUGUGUCUACUUUCCGUUUUUAUGGUCAAUAAACAAAGAGUCUGUGGGGAGUUUUUGGCGGCAGUGCUCCUCCUGAGGCUCCGCUCCUUUGGACCCUAAAACUUUCUCCAUGUGAUUCACUGAGCCGCAGCUGUUGCACUGAGUUUCUCAUUCAGAUCAGCGCGCAGCCCGACCCGCAGACACCUCCAACAUGACUCCAUCUGAUUCACUGAUUGCACCACUACAGCUCCUGCUUUUGGAUUUCUCUCAUUUUUUGUCACACACAUAAAGUCCUCGGGAAGUAAUGGGAUUCAUUUCUAUCCGGAUUCGUUCUUUGAGGAAAGGCUGAUCAACUUUCGCGGAUGAACCGGAGGAAUGAAGACGCGCUCGAACACCACAGCUUAUCAUUAUGGACGAAACAUCGCCUACAGCGGGGAAUACAAAUAACUGGAAGGCUUUUUAAGAAGGCGACUGGAGACUUACAAGAUUGGCAGAACCUAUUAAGAAGAAGUCUGUAAAAGCAUAUCCAGGCAUCCAAGAAUGAGGAUCAAAUACACAAUAUCCGUCGUCUUUUUCGUGACUCUAGUUAUCAUUGAGAAGGAAAACAACAUCAUAUCCCGGGUGUCGGAUAAACUUGCCCUAAAACAAACCCCCCAGACCCCUCUACAGCCCAGUGGUUCCUCCCACAUAUUGCCAAAGAAUAAUGGUUCCCUUAUCUCAUUUGGAAAGAUGGACUCUGCCUUCAUGUUGAUGAAGCGACGCUUAGAGAACUACAGUGAGCACCAGGGGCUGGUGACCAGGGGUAGGAAACACAUCCUCUUGUUGGCUACCACCAGGACUGGCUCCUCAUUUGUAGGGGAAUUCUUCAACCAGCAGGGUGACAACAUGUUCUUCCUGUUCGAGCCAUUAUGGCAUGUGGAGAAAAUGUUGACUCUGGAGACAGGCGGCACCAACGCCACAGCAUCCGCAAAGGCAUACCGUGAUGUUCUCCAGAAACUGUUCCUGUGCGACUUCUCCCUGCUAGAGAGGUUCAUCGAACCCCUUCCUGUCGACCACAUCACCCCCAACCUCUUUCGGAGAGAGUCGAGCAGCUCUUUGUGUGAGGAGUCAGUCUGCAGCCCUAUUGUCAAAGGGGUCUUUGAGCGUUAUCGCUGCAAGACCAGACGGUGUGGACCCCUAAAUUUGACCAUGGCUUCACAGUCCUGUCUUCAAAAGGAGCACAGGGCCAUCAAAUCUGUAAGGGUACGCCAGCUGGAGACACUCCGUCCUCUAGCAGAGGAUCCUCGCCUUGAUGUGAGAUUUAUCCAACUGGUUCGAGAUCCUCGAGCUGUUCUAGCCUCACGGAUGGUGGCAUUUGCUGCCAAAUACAAGAACUGGAAGCAGUGGGCUAUGGAUGGGGAUGUGCCCAUUGAUGAUGACGAGGUGAGGAAGCUGAAAGGGAACUGUGACAACAUCAGGAUGUCUGCGGAGAUUGGUCUCAAGCAGCCACCGUGGCUUCGAAGGCGGUAUAUGCUGGUGCGGUAUGAGGACAUCGCCCGGUUCCCCAUGAGGAAGGCAACAGAAAUGUAUAGAUUUGCUGGAAUCCCGUUCACUCCACAAGUGAAAUCCUGGAUCUUGAAAAACACCCAGGCCUCCAAAGAGGCCAGUGGUGUUUACUCUACACAGAAAAACUCAUCGGAGCAAGUAGAGAAAUGGAGAUUUAGUUUACCGUUCAAAAUAGCCCAGGUUGUCCAGAGAGUUUGUGGUCCAACGCUGAAACUUUUUGGUUAUAAAUUUGUAAGCAGUGAAGAAAUGCUUACAAACAAGUCGAUUAGCUUGAUUGAGGACAAAGUGUUUAACUUUUCAUAGGCCUUGACAGACCUUAUCUGAGUCUGGAUGCAGGAAACCCCAACCUUUGAAAUGACUGAUAUUUAUUGGGUCUUUUGUCCCGAUACAAAGAGCGGUAUAUUUUCUGGCAAUGUGCUAUUUAAAGUUUUGUACUAUUUAAAACAGUGUGAUGAAGAAAAUGUGUCACUGAGCAGAAAAUACAUGUAAAGCUUUUUAGUGUUGAAAGGUUUCAGAGACAAUGUUUGAACUAUAAAUAAGAGUAUAGAUGAUUACAAUAGAAAGGUAUCUUUGUUUUUGCACUAUUUUCUCUGUCCAAAGAAAAUUGCAUCUUUGGCUUGUCCUGAAAGCAAGUCCAAAUGUAAUUUCUAAGCAAAUACAGAAAAGUCCAAAGAGAGAUGUGCGGGGUUUCAAACACUUCCAGGAGCUUUGGAAAGUUUUACACAGCAAUAGAUGAGAAAGCAACAAAUGCUGCUUUUACACCAAAGAAACUUGAAAAGAAAAACAUAUUUAUGCAAUGCUUAUAUCAGCUAGAGGAAAUACCAAAGUUUGCCGGGUAAUUUCCACUCAUGAGAUUAGACAGUUAUAUCCUAUGCAUAAUUUAUUUUUCUUCUUUUUUGCUCAGUGUCGUAAUGACUUCAGCUCUGAAUGUGCUCCACAGGUUCUUUCCCCCUUUGUUGGGGUGCUUUUCUUGCACAUGUAUAUUGUAUUUUGCUGGACUUGCAUUUAUAACUGGCCAAAAGCUGUUGGACUGUAAAGACGCAUUCUGUAAAAACAGAUGUUUACACUGCCACUGUAUGCAAGCAUUCCAACUGCAGCUGGUUUGCAGGGUUGUGCGAGGUUUGUCGGCAGCUCUCUGUCUGUUGACACAAGUCUGUUGGCUGGUGAUAAAAAGAGGCCCUGAUACUCUGGCCUGCCAGACUGUUUGCUGAUGUUCCGGUCUGUUCUUUUUGCAUUUUGUUUGUUGCAAUAAACCUUUAUACAGUAACAGUAAAACAUCUCACUCUUGGAAUGGAUGCUAUUCAAAGUUUCACAUUUGACUAUUAUGAACCCUAAAGAAAAGGCUGUUUGGUCUUGUGAUUAUCUUUUUAAGGGAUCAAAGAGUUGAAGCAUGAAAGCAAAAAGGAAGUGAAGUGUCAGAUCCAUGUCAAAGAUAUUUUGGUGGUGUAACUAAGUCUUACAGCCAUCAGUACAAUCCUCAGUCAACAGUGUCCCAGCUCUAAAUGUGACCUUUGUAAAGCUUCUAGAGGAGUUUCCCCUCUUCAGUCUGUUAGUGGGUGUGUUGUCAGAGCUGAGGCCUCCCUAUGUUUAUCAUUAGCAAAGGGAGAUGUCUGGCACAAGUUGAGUCACCUAAAAGAAAUAGCCACCAGGGAUUUAUUGCUCAACAAAGCUUUAAACUGAGGGUUAAAAACAUCCACAUUAAUAACAACCUCUCCAUGACGGUCUAAAGAGAGACAUGAGGCACAUGGCCUGGAGAGCAGUUCUCAGAGUCUGUACUGAUGUGUAGCUUGUGUCUGAAAUCACACUCAUUCACCACUCCUUAUAUAAUGAGCUUUCUAUGGUCAAUUAAAAAAAUGAUUUUGGACACUGAUAAUGGUGUCAUUAUGUUGUUGUAAAAUAUAAUCGUUCCUUAAUGGCAAGAACAAUGAGAGAACAGAUCUCCAACUAGGUUGUUCAGCUAGUCAUACUGCUAUAUUACACAGCAAAAUGGACAGCGUUAAUUAAACUCUUGGAGUUAAAUUCAAAACCUUAGAAGUGUCUAUGUUGGUCGACGCUACAUAUAGUUAAACUACACUUAUGGAAGUGUUAAAUAUUGUAGAAUAUAACAGAGCUGCAGUAACUCUUGAAAAUCUGUGGUAAGGUGGGUCUCUUCUUGCAAAAAACGCAGAGAUUCAACCUCUGCAAGGCAAAAAAAUGCUAAUGAGGAAUAUACUCUCUGCGUCCUAAAGUCACAGGUGGGAUCUCUCAGUGAAAAACUUCACACACAAAUGUGUGUCUCACAUGAAAAACAACAACCAUUCACAAGAAACAUGAGCAAAGGAACCCCAGCAGAGAUCACUGUACAACAGGCAACACCCAAACACAACUGAACACAUAUAAAACACAUCUACACACUCUACCCAAGGGGAUGACAGAGAACAACUGCUGUUUGGGGAUGAUCAGGAAUCAUUCUCUAGCUAUGUGUUACUGUGUAGUCGACAGAGGUUGAAUAAACACAAGAGUACUGUACUCAAGUUAGGGUGAAGUUACUCUGGUUAAAACUUACUUAUCAGACAGUUGAAGGGCUAGGGCCUGAAAUGUCACAUAUGUGGUCAUAAUCUUCAUUAAAUAAUCUUCGGAGCUGCUUCUGGUGUGCAGACUUAUUUCUAUGCUUUGCCUGGGACUUUUCUUGGUUCAGCACCCAGCACUUAACCCUUUGGGAUGUGCGUGCCUUUUAACUUUUUUGAACUUAAAGGGAUACUUCAACAUUUUGGCAAAUUUGUCCAUUGCCAUAAUUCCUAUAGUCUUAGUAAUAGGUUCGUUACCUUCAGUUGUCGGUGCAAGCUAUUUUCAGAUCGCCACUGCCGAGUUCGGACCUGCUGUGCCAACUCAAUGUAAGCAGACGGUAUUCCAGCUUUCCCUCAUCAAACUCAUCAAAUACACAAUCCAACAACUCAAAAAGAACACUCUAAAAUAUAACCAAAGUGAUUAAAAAAGUCAUUGUUUAAAAAUUAAGUCAAGGUAAAAAUAAUCACCCUGAUAUCUGAUUAGAAAGAUAUUUUAUUUAUCUUGAAGGAAAUCUGAGGGACGGUUAUCUCUAUUUUAAAUUAUAUAAGUUAUAUAGGCUACAUAUUUUGUAUACAUUUAUUUUGUUCAUUAUGUCUUAAUUUCUAGGAUUAUUUGUACAUGUAUGUCUAGCAGUUGUGAUAAAGAGAUGAUGCUUAUGACUGUUAAAUUUAUUAUAUGCCUUUUUUUAAAUUCUUUCAGGACAGGAAAAGGCACCUUGGAGGAUUUUCCUUUUCGUGGGAGCCCAAACCCUUACACACCUGAGAUGUCUGCUGAGCUGUCCACACAUUCAGUGUUUUGCAUACAUGUCAUGCAUAUUUGUGUUAAAGAGAAGAAUAAAAAAAUAUAAAUAUAA
Molecule: messenger RNA, 5131 nt
Organism: Cheilinus undulatus (humphead wrasse)
Lineage: Eukaryota; Metazoa; Chordata; Actinopteri; Labriformes; Labridae
Gene: chst3b
Product: carbohydrate (chondroitin 6) sulfotransferase 3b
Exons: 3
Coding region: 727-2034 (435 amino acids)
Biological process (GO): N-acetylglucosamine metabolic process; carbohydrate metabolic process
Cellular component (GO): Golgi membrane
Molecular function (GO): chondroitin 6-sulfotransferase activity; N-acetylglucosamine 6-O-sulfotransferase activity
Source: RefSeq, a predicted model, not a curated record